AUGUUGAAAAGCAGAAUUUUCAGAGACAGAAGAGUCUAUCAGCACUUUACGACUGAAGAAAUUCGUCAUGCGAAGAAAUAUGGGAAAUUCUACCACCUUGGCGCAUUUUGUGGACUGAGUGCAUUCGGCUACUUCACCUUCAAAUAUGUCGAAGAAAAUCAAGAAGAAGCUCACUUUGCGAAGCGAUAUCCGGAUCCGAGUUUGAGUACAGAAGUGCAGCAGAUUUUGAUUCCGAAGAUGAUGGACACAAUCGCCAGAGAACGAAUUUGUAAGAAACAGUAUCAAGCUUUUGACGAAUGCGUCAAUGAUCAUGGCGAUCCCAAUCGAUUCAACAACAAAGAAGAGGGCUGGCUAAAGAAAUUUUUGGAGUUCACUGAAGGAAAAGGCUGCCAAAAAGAGAGAGACGCAAUGCACGAGUGCUCCUUAAAAUGUCUUUACGAUGAUGACCUGUAUUUCGAAGCCAAAGCUGAAUAUGUCCGCAAACGAGAACUCUUCCGCGAAGCCCAAGUUCCAUAUGAAAACGCAGAAUAUAUUCUCGAAUCUGUCAAAAGAGGCCAGAAACUUUACUACACAGGGCGCGUGUGGGACCAGCGAAACUUUCAUCCCGACACGAUUCAAUUCAUAAGAAAGCAUGCCAAAGAAAAUGGAACGUACGAUGUCUACUUCAACGAAAACGACGAAUUUAUAAACGAGCGAGAAGAAAUGCUCAACACAGAAAAGCCUCGGCAAACGGCGAAAAGCAGAAUCGAAGAACUCGAACGGGAAAUUUCAGAAUACGAAACGCUUCUUCAAAAGAAAACCGAGCAACUGCCACCGAUUCGCUUUAAGACUUUCAAAGUUUUAGACGUUCAUGAUAACCCAAUCGUUGUUGAUAAUGAUAAUUCUGCGUUUUCGAAAAUUCAAGUUAAAAAAUUUCAAUAA
Molecule: messenger RNA, 921 nt
Organism: Oikopleura dioica
Lineage: Eukaryota; Metazoa; Chordata; Appendicularia; Copelata; Oikopleuridae
Source: the annotation of a GenBank genome assembly